Molecule: messenger RNA, 1122 nt
Organism: Helobdella robusta
Lineage: Eukaryota; Metazoa; Annelida; Clitellata; Rhynchobdellida; Glossiphoniidae
Exons: 1
Coding region: 1-1122 (373 amino acids)
Source: RefSeq, a predicted model, not a curated record
AUGAAUUAUUGUAAUGUUAGACAAACAAUUGUUGACCGGAGCCACUCAUCACCAACAUCACCGAUAACGCCACCAUCAUCGCUGCUGACGUCAACAUCAUCAGAAAACUCCAGAGACUCUUAUAGAUCAAUAUGGAAAGAUUUCUGUAAACAAAAGUACGGGGAAGAAAAAAGAAAUAAAAAUGGAAAACUGAAAAAUUAUGGAGAAGUCAUCAUUGAUCACCUUGAGGAAGUGGAAGUUAGUGACGAUGUUUUUAAUCAGGACAAUGGUCGUUUGGACGAUAGGAAUGUUAUUAAAUCCAGCGAUGACGGUACUACCACUAGCCACAACAAAAAUUUGAGCAGCAACGACACCACCACCAAAAACAUCGACACGGACCACAUAAAAAAAUACAAAUAUAUUUGCGACAAUUGUGGAACUGAAAAACAAUUUCAAAUCACAUCAGACAUUUCAGUAAGAGUUGACAACAGCAGAAACAUCGAUCAUAGAGUAAGAAAAAAAGUUUCUUUUCGGGACAUGAAACCGAAACAUAAAACCGAAACAAAAAUGUUUUUCAACAACUCUGACAAAAACGAAGGGAGUUUCUUAAUUGGUUAUAACAGAGAUAUGAAUGACAAUGAAUUUAAAAAUUCUAAAAGCCACGUUUCUUAUAUAAAUUUAAUUAAAAGCAGGUCAAAUCCUGAAAUUAACACAACCAGUAGCAGUAGAGAAUACAUAAAUAGCACAGACACAAGCAACCUAACUAUAAAAAGAAUAUACCAGGAACAUGAUUUGGAGUCUAUAGGACCGCAUGCUUCAAAUGACGUAUUAGUUAUGUUUAAUAAGAAAAACACAUCCACCGAAAGCAUUUUAAGAAAUUUGGCUAUAGAAGCGACCAGCGUCAACAAAAACUGCAACAACAAUAACGGUAACAGCAUCACCACUAACAACAAUAACAACAACAACUAUAGAAACAGCAACAGCAAAUAUAACAACAAAAUCAAUAAAAAAUUUUCUUUAAGUGACGGUAAUUUGUCUAAAACUGCCAGUAAAAAAAAUUUGUUUAAUACAAAAAAUCUCAAUCCACUUCAAUUUAUUGGAAGAAUUUUCAAUUAUGAGACAGUCUUUGAAGAAGUAAUCUAA